AUGGAUGCCCCUACAGUGAGAUUGGAGCCAUGUGAGGAGGGUCCUAGGAAGCUUGAUGAUGUGAAUGCCUUGAAGGCUGAUAUUGUUGGUUUGAGACGUUAUGUGGAUGAGCUGAAAUCCACAUAUUUGACCAUGUUCUUUGGCACGGUAGACCUUACUGAGGUUCCGAGCACAAAUUUCCUAGCAAUUUCUGAGAUCCCUCUAGCUACCAUGACCGAAGAUACUGUUAUGGUUGAUGAUGAUGUCGACUCAAAAGCUCCUGAGACUGAUGAGGAUGAGCUUGGCACGCGAGAUGCAGAAUUAUAUGAUGAUCUAGAGGACCUCGAGGGGGAGAUAGUGCAGACUGUUGUGGAGAGUCUAUAG
This is a messenger RNA of Solanum verrucosum, 363 nucleotides long. RefSeq lists its product as uncharacterized. NCBI's taxonomy places the organism in Eukaryota, Viridiplantae, Streptophyta, Magnoliopsida, Solanales, Solanaceae. The transcript has a single exon. Bases 1 to 363 code for a protein of 120 amino acids. The record is from RefSeq and is a predicted model, not a curated record.